Messenger RNA from Gastrolobium bilobum, 939 nucleotides. RefSeq names its product B3 domain-containing protein At2g36080-like. NCBI's taxonomy places the organism in Eukaryota, Viridiplantae, Streptophyta, Magnoliopsida, Fabales, Fabaceae. Gene Ontology annotation, molecular function: DNA binding; DNA-binding transcription factor activity. The record is from RefSeq and is a predicted model, not a curated record. The transcript is spliced from 2 exons. Bases 1 to 906 code for a protein of 301 amino acids.
AUGUCUAUAAACCACUACUCAUCGGAGACACCAGAAACGACGACGUUAUGGUGGACUCAGCAACAGACCUCACCGCCCCUCGAUGACGAACAAGGAGCCACCACAACCACAAGCUCUCCGCAAGAAGGAGAAGAGGAGGUGAAGGAGGCCAUGUUCGAGAAGCCAUUGACGCCGAGCGACGUGGGGAAGCUUAACCGCCUCGUCAUCCCGAAACAGCACGCGGAGAAGUACUUCCCACUCGGUGGCGACUCAGGGGAGAGCAAGGGGCUGCUACUGAGUUUCGAGGACGAGUCAGGGAAGUGCUGGCGUUUCCGUUACUCGUAUUGGAACAGUAGCCAGAGUUACGUUUUGACCAAAGGCUGGAGUCGUUACGUUAAGGACAAACGCCUCGAUGCUGGCGACGUCGUUUUGUUCCAAAGACACCGCGCCGAUGCUAACCGAUUCUUCAUCAGCUGGAGGCGCCGCCACCCGAGUGCUCCGGCGCAUGUUAGCAGCAGAGUAGGGUCUCACAGCAAGAGUAGCAGUGAUGGGAAUAGCAAUGCUAAGAAUGCGAAUGGGGUGGAUGGCGCUGUUCCUGUGGGGUGGACCAGAGACUUCUAUCCUGCGCAUCCUUAUCCUGCGCAUCAUCACCACCCCUUGCCAUACCAACCUCACUCUCUUCAUGCAGGUGGAGGGUCCCAAGGACAGAGCGAAACGACACCGGGUUCCAGUUCCAGGGUGCUGAGGCUGUUUGGGGUGAACAUGGAAUGCCAACCUGAUAAUGAUUCCGGAACCUUCACACCCCAAUGCUCCUAUAAUAUGUCGUCAACGCAGGGUACACCUAACCACCAUUUCUACCACCAUCAUCGACCUUCUUAUUCUUCUUCCAACCCUCACCAUCACAUGCUACGUCAACAACCAGACUAGCUUCUACUGGAUAUUCCCUCCCCUCUAAUUAGA